AGUAAGUUUAGUAACAAAGGUCAUGCAGCUGUCAUGUAGCUGUAUGCACUAUCAGCCAGGAUACUGAAUCACUGCUGGACAUGAAGCGCUUUAUUCACCACUGAACCAUCACUAAAAGCUAAAUAUGGAGGACAGCGUUGAUGUUAAGGCUCUGAGGGCCCGCUUCAUCAACAAGGACAGCCCCUCAGACACCAGCAACCGAGGCAGCAGCUCCCCAAAACCUCCACACCCUGGGUUUGGGAGAGCGAUCCUUCCAGUGACAGAGAAUCUUCUGGCUCAGCACAGACUGUCUCCCACUGUUCCUCAUCUUAUGGCCUACCCAGGCCUGAUGAAGUUACCCAAGGCAGAGCCAAUGGCUGCCUCCAUCCCCUCCAGACCUGCUGCCAUCCCUAGGCCGCCUCCCAACCCUGGAAUCAGAGCACUCGCACAGCCGUCAGAUGCCAGCAAAGUCAAGCAGACUGGGGAGAUGCUGCAGAGCAUGAUGCUGAGGCACCAGAGGCCUACAGGCACCAGGCCGGUCCUGACUCCGGUCCCAACUCCGGGUUCAGCUCCAAUUCAGACCCCUGCACCAGCUCCCACAUCCACCCCUCAUCCUCGCCAACAGCAGCACAGACAGAGGAGCACAGGGGAAGUAAGCCCACUGAGGAGACCCUUGCCUCCUGAAGGACGCCCACCCAUCAAACCAAAGCGUCCUCCGAUUGUGAACCUGGAGCCCUUUAUGAGGUUCAACCAAGUACCUGCCCUUCCUGUCCCGAGGAGAAGUAAUGUGGAUUCUUCAGGCUCCGGAUGCAGAAAAAUGUCUUUACCAGGAGCAAUCAGUCCUCCUAAACCACCACAACGAUCCAACAAACCCAGCAGGCUGCCGCGCCAGGUCACCUCAGUGGACACUGAAGAUCACCAGGACACAUAUGAUGACAUCGGAAGCUUUGAGAAGAAUGGGUCCUGGAGUGACAACAGUUCUCAGUGUAUAGAGGAUGACGAUGAUGACGUGUAUGAGUAUAUUGAUGAGGACCAGGUGGAGGUGAGCCCGGUAAAGAUGAAGAUAAACAAGAAAGAAGCAAAGAAGCAACGGGAGCAGGACAAAAAAGAACAGAUGGAGCGUCAGAAAAAAGAGAACGAGUUGAGGAAAAACUUUCAGCUGGAAGGUGAAGUGGAGGUUAUUCAUACAGCCAGAGUUCGGCAUGAUUGGAAUGGAGGAGGAAGACUGGAACUGAGUGUACGACAAGGCGAGAGUGUGGAGAUCCUCCGAGUGAAUAAUAAUCCAGGAGGCAAAUGGUUGGUUCGCUCUCUGAAAGGAUCCUAUGGAUACAUCAGUAAUGCGUGUGUGGAUAUUGACUAUGAGGCAGUAAAGCGCAAAGUGCUCCAGCCAAGAGUAACAGACACAUCACCGCUACCUCCACCACCUCCAGACCCUCCAAAGAUGUUAAAUCUAAACUCCAAUAACAGAGACAGCAUGCCUCAAGAUGACGAUGAUUAUGAUGAUGUUCAAACAAUAAUUGAGGAUUUCCCCCCACCACCUCCUGAAAUCAACAUAGAUCCCAAAAUGGAGAAGGAACUAAGAAAAAAAUUUAAGUAUGAAGGGCCGCUCAGGUCGCUGCACACUAUGAUGGUGGAUCCUAAUGCAAUUAUAAAGAAACCAAGUGGAAAAGAUCUACGUGUGUGUCCGGGAGAGGUCCUCGAUAUCAUCCAGCUCACCAGCAAGAAGAAAGCUCUAUGCCGCAACCAGUUAGGAAAAUAUGGUUAUGUGUCCAGAUCUCUUCUUCUUCAAAUGGAAGGAGACAUCUAUGACGAUGUUGACUAUCCAGAUGUCUACGACAAUGACUCUUCCCACACUGAUUAUUAAAACCUGUCAAACUAUACACACAGACACACUCUUCAAGCGUAAGAGCGAGAAAGACACAGAGAAACAACUAAACUAUCUAUACAAAAACAAAAAUUUUAAGCAACAUAAAACUAUAAAUUUAUAAAACUGGAUAUCAAAACAGAAGAUAUAGAGAAAAUGGAGCUGUAUCCAAAGGCUUAAUUUGAAUCCACAGUUGUAUUUGUCCUGCUCUCACACAAACAAACUAACUAACUAAAACUAUGAAUAAAACUAUAUGACUAUAUAAAGCUGUACAAAACUGAUCCAUGUGGACACACACACAUCCUAUGCUGAGAAUAACUAACAUCAUUUCAUGUUUGUCAAACUGUUUAUAUAAAAACUGUAUUACACUAUAACUGUAGCUUUGUGUAUUGCCU
Monopterus albus (swamp eel) is the source of this 2238-nucleotide messenger RNA. RefSeq names its product FYN-binding protein. Gene Ontology annotation, biological process: integrin-mediated signaling pathway; protein localization to plasma membrane; T cell receptor signaling pathway. Gene Ontology annotation, cellular component: plasma membrane. Lineage: Eukaryota; Metazoa; Chordata; Actinopteri; Synbranchiformes; Synbranchidae. The record is from RefSeq and is a predicted model, not a curated record. The coding region runs from base 125 to 1843 and encodes 572 amino acids. Gene Ontology annotation, molecular function: protein binding. The transcript has 16 exons.